AUGGCAGCCAGGACGUCUGUGGAAAACCUCCAGAAUGGAGUCUCCUGCUCCAUCUGCCUGGAUAUUUUCCAGGACCCCGUGUCCAUCCAUUGCGGGCACAGCUUUUGCCGGGCGUGCAUCGUUCAGAGCUGGGAAGGACUGACCACCAACUUCUCCUGCCCCCACUGCAGGGAGACGGCGACCCAGCGGAUCCUCCGACCCAACUGGGGGUUGGCCAGCAUCCUUGAAAUUGCCAAGAGCUUGAACCAGCAACGGGGCAGAGAGGCGGAAGGAGUGGAGGACUUGUGCGAGAAGCACCAGGAAGCCCUGAAGCUCUUCUGCAAAAAUGAAGAAAAGCUUAUCUGCCUGGUGUGUGACAGGUCCAAGGUGCACCGCAACCAUUCUGUGGUUCCUGUGGACGAGGCUGCCGGAGAGUACAAGAUACUAAUUCAGAACAAACUGUAUCUCCUGAAUUUGGAGCAUAAGGCUCUUCAGUCUUCAGUGGAGGAUAGACAAAAGAAAGUCCAGGACUACAAGAAGAGGAAAGAAGCUGAAAAGCAGAAGAUUGUGAUGGGAUAUAAAAAUUUGCACAAGUUCCUGGAGAAGCAGGAGUCCUUUUUUCUGGCCCAGCUGGAGCAGCUGGACACAGAGAUAAUAAACGCGCAUCAAGAAAUCCUCAACAGGCUUUUGGAGAAGACGACAAGGCUGGGCAGGCUGACUGGGGAGUUGAAGAGGACAUACCUACAGCCACACUGUGAACUCCUGAAGAACAUCAAAACCACCUUGACCGGGUGCGAGAAGGAACCUGCCUUGCAGCCACUCGAUAUUUCCCCUGAGCUGGAAAAGAAAUUCUGUGAUUUCACAGAGAAAACCACAGUCAUCAAGACGACUAUGGAGAAAUUUCAAGACUUACUGGAUUUUGAACUUCCAUCCACAAGUAAGUGA
Charadrius vociferus (killdeer) is the source of this 924-nucleotide messenger RNA. Its product is annotated as E3 ubiquitin-protein ligase TRIM39-like. The record is from RefSeq and is a predicted model, not a curated record. The transcript is spliced from 6 exons. NCBI's taxonomy places the organism in Eukaryota, Metazoa, Chordata, Aves, Charadriiformes, Charadriidae. Bases 1 to 924 code for a protein of 307 amino acids. Gene Ontology annotation, molecular function: zinc ion binding.